CACAAUAAUACGAAGCGGAACGUUUCGAGCAACACGUACAGUUCGUAUAAAGUUGCGUCUGAAAAUUCGAAGGAUGCCGAGUUCCAGUACAGCGUGAACUACAGUAAUUUACAAGAAACGAAUUAUCUGCAACGAAGCAUCUCCGCGGACAAUGUUGUAAUACAUUCCCGCGGUUUCAAACCCUCUGAUAGGCACGAUCCUGUGAAGAGGAAUUUCCUUGAGAAUCUUACAAGACAAAUACUGCAUUUCGAUAUGGGAAAAUGUUCGCGUCGUCGUACUUUUAUGCACCGACACACCCGACCGUUGAGGACCAAGUUGAACUCGCUCGGCGAAUUUCACAUUCGUUGAGCGACGUGAAAAACAUGAAAAGCAAAGGCCAGUCUAUGUACGUGAAUAGAAAGAAACGAUCGGUCAAGUGGAUCCACGAUGGCAACGGAUAAGAUCCCUCUGAAGUGCAUGAUGAAUCCACAUGGGAAAGUGUUGGAUAUACACGGUAUUCAAGCUCUGGGUGAAGAAGUAAAUAUCGAGCCGAUGCCGAAGAAUCCGGAGAAACUGUUCGACAUUGUUCGUGAUUUGAACAAUCAAAGAGGCCGUGGCGCGGAGAUAUUUGCGAAACGCAGGAAAAGAUCGGAAAAGUGGGUCGUGGACAAGGAUCAACAGCCACAGACGCCAACUACGGCACCUGGUAUGCCAAAAACGCCAACGUAUCCGGGGAAAUCGGUAAGAUUUUUUUUACCACGACGGUCACAGAUACCAAUAAUAGCCAUGUCAUUCAAAGUAGUAGUUGAAAAUAAUAAUCGU
Heterotrigona itama is the source of this 801-nucleotide messenger RNA. The record is from the annotation of a GenBank genome assembly. Lineage: Eukaryota; Metazoa; Arthropoda; Insecta; Hymenoptera; Apidae.